Molecule: messenger RNA, 3196 nt
Organism: Sesamum indicum (sesame)
Lineage: Eukaryota; Viridiplantae; Streptophyta; Magnoliopsida; Lamiales; Pedaliaceae
Product: pentatricopeptide (PPR) repeat-containing protein
Biological process (GO): RNA modification
Molecular function (GO): RNA binding; zinc ion binding; protein binding
Source: RefSeq, a predicted model, not a curated record
CAGUAGAACACAAAACCAAACUUCUCGCCCACAUACAAUCUCAAGUUCAGCUUUCUCUUCAGUCACUGUUUCUUUCGCUGGGGGAGUGAACAAUAAGAAAUUGUUGAUAAUUUCUUUAGAAGGAUUUCCGCAGAUUUCCUCUCCAAGGCUAAAUACUAUCUCGUGGAUGCAAAAUAAGCAAAUAUUCCAGGACUCAUUGCUCCAUGUCCGGGAGCUUCUUGAAUCAUGCAUUAGCUCAAAAUCACUCAUACAAGGCAAAAUAAUUCAUCAGUAUCUUCUCAAAUUUUAUGAUACAAAUUACAAUACGCAUUCAUUAGUCUUAGAUAAGCUCACCCGCCUCUACAUUUCAUGCAAAAGGCCUCAACUUGCACACCGAGUCUUUAACUCAAUCCCAAGCCGAGAAAGGAAAAAGAAGACUAUAUUAUGGAACCAAAUGAUUAGAGGUUAUGCAUGGGAUGGACCUUUUGAAAAAGCCGUGGAUUUAUAUAAUGAAAUGGUGGAUUCUGGAGUCACACCCACAAAGUACACCUACCCUUUUGUGCUUAAGGCUUGUUCUGCUUUGCAGGAUAUAGAAACUGGUGUAAAGAUUCAUGGGCAAGUGAGAAGACUUAAUCUUGACAAUGAUCUUUAUGUGCGUACCGCCUUGGUUGAUUUCUAUGUCAAGUGUGGAUGUUUGGUAGAGGCGAGAGAAGUGUUUGAUGGAAUGCCGGAAAGAGAUAUUGUAGCGUGGAAUGCGAUGGUCACGGGGUUUUCAUUAUAUGGAAUGUGGUGGAGUGCGAUUGGACUGGUUUUGGAGAUGCAACAAAAAGGUGUGGAACCAAAUUCAACAACCAUUCUGUCUAUUAUGCCUGUAAUUGGGGAGGCAGGUAGGUUGAGGGAAGGAAAGACCGUUCAUGGCUUUUGCUUGCGAAGGUGUUUCAAUGAUGAUGUAGUGGUUGGAACUGGGCUUGUGGAUAUGUAUGGCAAAUGUGGGCAGUUGGUUUAUGCAAAGAAGAUAUUUGCUGCAAUGGGAUUAAAAAAUGAGGUUACCUGGAGUGCUAUGGUUGGAGCUUGUGUUAUUUGUAAUUCUACUAGAGAAGGCAUGGAAUUGUUUGGGAGAAUGAGGAUGGAGGUUGGAGAAAGCCCCUCACCUGUGAUGCUUGCGACUAUCAUUCGUGGUUGUGCUAAGCUGAAUGAUUUGAGCAUGGGGAGGCAACUACACUGUAACACGAUUAAGUUGGGCUUUAAUUUUGAGCUAAUGGUGGCAAAUACAGUGCUUUCAAUGUAUGCAAAAUGUGGGUCAAUAAAUGAUGCAGUCAGAUUCUUUGAAGAAAUGCAUGUUAAAGAUUCUGUUUCUUAUAGCGCUAUAAUCUCUGGGUCUGUGCAAAAUGGUUAUGCAGAGGAAGCUCUGCAAUUGUUCCACAAAAUGCAACUUGUAGGUAUUGUACCUGAAAUGGCAACCAUGAUGGGUUUCUUGCCAGCCUGUUCUUAUUUAGCUGCAUUGCAACACGGGAUCUGUGGGCAUGGAUAUUCAGUGAUGCGUGGAUUCACAGCAGAUGUCUCGAUUUGUAAUGCUCUGAUUGAUAUGUAUAGUAAGUGCGGUAAGGUGGACGCUGCUAGGCAGGUCUUUGAUAAGAUGUAUAAGAAGGAUGUGGUCUCGUGGAAUGCAAUGAUUGUUGGUUAUGGAAUUCAUGGACUCGGGAAGGAAGCAAUUUUGCUGUUCCACGAAAUGCAGAAUGUAGGUCACAAACCGGAUGAAGUAACUUUCAUCGCUCUCCUGUCGGCUUGUAGCCAUUCAGGGCUUGUUACUCAAGGAAAACAUUUGUUUCUUGUCAUGAGUCAAGAAUUUGAUAUUGUCCCAAAGAUGGAUCACUAUUUUUGCAUGGUGGAUCUGUUGGGCCGUGCUGGUCUUUUGGAUGAGGCAUACAAACUCAUUAGCAUGAUGCCAUAUGAGCCUGAUGCUCAUCUAUGGAAUGCGUUACUGGCUGCUUGUAGGAUCCACAAAAACAUUGAACUCGGGGAGGAAGUUUCUCAUAAAAUUCAAACCUUGGGGCCUGCAAGCACUGGUAACUUCGUUCUCUUAUUUAAUUUGUACACAACUGCUCAAAGAUGGGAUGAUGCUGCAAAUUUGAGAAUCCAACAGAAGGAAUUGGGCUUUAAGAAAAAGCCCGGAUGUAGUUGGAUAGAAGUACAUGGGAUUGUUCACGCAUUUGUUGGUGGAGAUUGGUCUCACCAACAAUCGCCUGAAAUAUAUAUGAAGCUGGAGGAACUUGUUGCUGAAAUGAAAAGAUUAGGCUAUACUGCAGAGGCUGAUUUUGUUUACCACGAUGUUGAGGAGGAGGAAAAGGAAAAGAUUCUUCUCUAUCACAGCGAGAAGCUAGCUGUUGCAUAUGGAAUUAUUAGCCUUCAAGCCGACAAGCCUAUUCUGGUUACAAAGAAUUUGAGGGUUUGUGGAGACUGCCAUACUGCUCUAAAAUACAUCACAAUUAUUGCCAAGAGAGAAAUAACUGUUAGAGACACCAGUCGGUUUCAUCAUUUUAGGAAUGGAAUAUGCAGCUGUGGGGAUUUCUGGUGAAGACAGACAUGAUUACUUACAGAUACAUAGCCUUUGCUGGGGCCCCUAGAUGCAGUUAACCUUGAGGAUGCAGGAAUUUGCUAUGCAACAUAAUCAGGGAGAUUUCCAAGCUUUGCUGGCAUCACUCAGAACUUCACUCAGAUCUUGUAAACCAGCAUUGAAUUUGAUAUCAUGGAAUGUGCCUGCUCAUUAAAGCAAAAAGUAAUUUUUGACUUGCAUAUCCUGCAGGCAUACAGAGCAUGUGAAAAUCAAAGGGAUCAGUGGCACUUACAAACACGCUCCAGGGGACAAGCUGAGUCAGUUUCAACCAUCAGAAUGAAGCCAUUACCUAAGCUCUUCCCAAAUGCCACGCAAGUCCCUGGAGAAGCAGAAGGAUAGAGCACUUUCUAUUGCUAUAUCUGGCUAUCGGCCUUAGCACGCCUAGCAUGGUCUUCAUAAAUCAUGGUCGGGUAUUACAUACGAUACUGGAUGGGAUUUAUCUUUUCCAGUGUCAAAUAAAUUAAGAAUUGAUCUUUAUAGGAUUGGCUAAUGAAAUCAUGCUUUAAGUUUAUAUGAGUUGGUGUUCUGAAAACAAUCAAGAAGGAAAAAGAAAACGGUUUUUCUGAAGGAAUGGUGGCAAUGUGAAUGUGCAAAAAGUUCUCU